This is a messenger RNA of Balaenoptera acutorostrata (minke whale), 797 nucleotides long. Its product is annotated as NHP2-like protein 1. Gene Ontology annotation, cellular component: U4/U6 x U5 tri-snRNP complex; nucleolus; box C/D methylation guide snoRNP complex. The record is from RefSeq and is a predicted model, not a curated record. Gene Ontology annotation, molecular function: RNA binding. Gene Ontology annotation, biological process: mRNA splicing, via spliceosome; maturation of SSU-rRNA; ribosome biogenesis. The transcript has a single exon. The coding region runs from base 30 to 416 and encodes 128 amino acids. Lineage: Eukaryota; Metazoa; Chordata; Mammalia; Artiodactyla; Balaenopteridae.
UCAGGCAGGAGACCGCCGAGGCGGACUCAAUGACUGAGGCUGAUGUAAAUCCGAAGGCCUACCCUCUUGCAGAUGCCCACCUCACCAAGAAACUAUUGGACCUCGUUCAGCAGUCAUGUAACUACAAGCAGCUUCGAAAAGGAGCCAAUGAGGCCACCAAAACCCUCAACAGAGGCAUCUCUGAGUUCAUUGUGAUGAUUGCAGACGCCGAGCCCCUGGAGAUCAUCCUGCACCUCCCACUGCUGUGUGAGGACGAGAAUGUGCCCUACGUGUUUGUGCGCUCCAAGCAGGCCCUGGGGCGAGCCUGUGGGGUCUCCAGGCCUGUCAUCACCUGUUCUGUCACCAUCAAAGAAGGCUCACAACUGAAGCAGCAGAUCCAAUCCAUCCAACAGUCCAUUGAAAGGCUCUUAGUCUAAACAGGUGGCCUCUGCCACACUCCCUGCUGCUGACUCCUACCCCAGGGGUUAUGUAUCGUUUGUCUGUUAGCAUAUAGUAUUUCCAGCUACCUUCUAUUGUUAUAAAAUAUUGUAGUGCUCAAUUUGGUUUUUGUAUUUUUGUAUUGUUUUUGUCUUGUUUUUAGGUUGCCAUCUCCUCCCCAGCCUCUCCUGUAAUCUCCACUUCCACUCUCUCUCUGCCAUCUUAUCCUCCCUUUUGGAAAAUGCAUGCCCAGAACAGGUGGAAGCAGGGUGGUUGACACCAUUCAAAGGCAGGGAAGAGCCAAGGUAGAGAUUUGGUUCCAGCUUUCAGGUGCCAACUUCCUACUGUGCAGGGCAUGAUGGAAGUAAACACUGUCCACU